Saccoglossus kowalevskii is the source of this 3625-nucleotide messenger RNA. RefSeq names its product signal recognition particle subunit SRP68-like. NCBI's taxonomy places the organism in Eukaryota, Metazoa, Hemichordata, Enteropneusta, Harrimaniidae. Gene Ontology annotation, molecular function: 7S RNA binding; endoplasmic reticulum signal sequence receptor activity; signal recognition particle binding. Gene Ontology annotation, biological process: SRP-dependent cotranslational protein targeting to membrane. The record is from RefSeq and is a predicted model, not a curated record. Gene Ontology annotation, cellular component: signal recognition particle, endoplasmic reticulum targeting.
AUGGCAGAAGAAGUGCAAAACGUGGCUGAAGUAGUGCCGGAAGAACCGACACCAGAAGCGACGACUCCGACCGACACUUACACAAUUGAAGUUCUACAAAUUAUUAAAGAAGCCCAGCAGCAACAUGGUUUACGACAUGGGGAUCAACAAAGAUACAGAGGUUACUGUACAAGAAAGCUCAGAAGAAUACGUAAAUCUGUUCAUUUUGUUCUGGGUCAUAGAAAUCGAUUUAAUAACAAGAAAAUUACUGAAGAUAUUAUGAAAGAUUUCAAAACCACACAUAUGUCACUGAGUGAGAUUGGCGCUUAUUCUGCAUGGAUGAAAGCAACAUUACAUUUUGAGUUGAGUGAAUGGCAGAGUGCUAUUGAAUUAUUCAGUAAAGCAAAAACCAUCUACGAGAAACUUGGAGGAGCAUUGGAUGAUGAGCAACAAAUUCUUUAUAAACAGCGAGUGGAAGAGAUAGCGCCAAAUAUACGAUAUUGUGCGUAUAAUAUUGGUGAUGAAACUGCCAUUGAUGACUUAGUGCAGAUGAGAUUGAAAUCGGGACCGGCUGGUGAACUCUCUUCCAAUCUUGAUAUGCUAAUUCAACAAACCCGUGAGAAGCAAUCAGCAACUCUGAGUGAGGUCACCUGGAGAGGGCGCACUGUUGGUGUCAAACAGGAGCAAAUCAGAGUAUUUUUACUGAACGUGCAACAAAGUGAGGAUGAAAUCAACAAGGCGACAGACUCGGAAACCAAAAUAUCGGUUUAUGAUACGCUAUUACUCGAGUGUCGUGAUGUGAUACAAGAAUUACGAGAUGAAAUCAAAGCGGAUCCAAAACAGAAAACUCAGAAAGCAGACGGCAGGAUAUCUAAUUUAGAGUAUCUUCAUAGUUAUGUGACAUACAUUAAAAUAAGUAAGACGAUAGAUCGCAAUAAGCUAAUGGUAGAAACCAUGAAAGAUAAUUUACCUGGUGGCGAAGUACAGGAAGGAAAGAAGAUGACCAAACCGCAGGAUAUGAUACGAUUAUAUGAUAUUAUAAUUCAGAAUUUGACGGAUAUUUCUCAACUUCCCGGUUUAGAAGAUGACGAUAAGUUAAAAGAAGAGAUUGAUUAUGAAAUUUUAGUUAAUAAAGCGUUUAGAUGUUUUUAUGUUGCUCAGUCGUACUCCUUUGUUAAAAAGCGAGUGGAGGCCUCAGCAUUGUAUGAAAGAGUUCUACAUUACACUGGCAUAGCAAGAAAACAAUCAAAAACUGCAUCAGGGCAAAACAAUAAAGAUUUGCUGACUAAAAUAGAGGAAUUGACGAGGAUAGUGAAAGGAUUAAAAUAUUCAAUACAUGCAUCCGCUAUAUUAGAUACACAAGACAUGACAGAAGGCGUGUCUCAACUAAGUGUACAGAACAACAAACCACUUAUAGACCGACUUGAAGAAUAUCGCGACGACCCCAGCCUGCUGACGCGUAAACCCAAUCUAGUCACAUUCCCACCAAACUUUCAACCAAUCCCAUGUAAACCGUUGUUCUUUGAUAUUGCAUUCAAUCAUGUUGAAUUCCCAUCACUAGAAGACAAGGUAGAACAGAAGAAAGCGGCGGGUGGUGGACUCACUGGCUUUGUUAAAGGAUGGUUGUGGGGUGGAAAGAAAUAAAGCCUGAGGCAGGCCGAACAGCUUUGAUAUGUUGCGAGUAUCGGCUAUGACAACAAAACGGUUGCCAAGCAAACAAAGCAGUUAUAUUUUUUUUCUGUUGUAAAUACUGAGCAUUACAGAAUUGGACUGGAUGAAUACAACUGGUUGGGUUAUGAGCACAGAUUGUAAAGAACUGUAUGCAUGAAUUGUUACAUGGAGGAAAAUACCACUAAUGUUAACGUAUGAAAUAAAAUUCACUCGGCAUUCAAUGCGUUUCAAUGGUCAUUAUGACAUUUUGAAUCAACAUGUAUUCUUGAAUUCAACUGCAUCUCAACCUUGCAAAAUGGGUCACAAGGGAAGUUGUAUUAAAAUCAAAGAAAAUCACUGAAUUGUUACUGUACAUCUAUAAAGUGCCCCUAAAAUACACUUAAACCUGCAGAUGGCCAAGCAUCGACACAUUCAACGAUUACAAUAGAAUAAGUCUGGGGAGGGGGUCUCCUGUAUAUCUUAUUUGCUCUAUUGGUAGUGCAUGCUCUUAUGUGAAUGUCAGUGUAAGGCCUGCUUAUUGCUAAUGAGAGUGCUCCCACAGAACUCGUAUUGGAUGGGGUACUUUAACUGCUAGUAUGGGGUAGCCAAGACAAUAGUACUGGAAAUGAAAUAUAACAAAAAAUGUCAGUGUAAGGCCUGCUUACACCUAUGACAGAGGGUUAUGUAUGAUCAUAAGUAAAUGCAAUGUUUGGUUUACAUGAGUGAUGAUAUACAGUAAAACACUACCUGCAUGCGUGCGUGCAUUGUUACCAAAUUGACAAACUAAAUUAACAAUCCAUGCAUCUGCAACAAAAAAAAUAUCCUAUAGUUAAAAUAGAUUUCAUGUUAAAUUCUCUGCAUCUUGAAAUUGAAAGGUGAUAUUGUAGUGAAUAGUCUGUCAAUCUUUAUGCACGAGUCUUUGCACAUGGGUACCAUGAACACCGAAUAUACGUCAAUAUGAGCUGCACAACUGCUGGUGCUUUAAUUAAUUGCUUGGCUAUACGAUCCAAUGAACUAAAAUAAACUAUGGAAAAAAAUUGUGCAAUAAGGAUUUAUAAUACAAGGGUGUGUUAUGCGAUUAAGAUCUCGUUCACAUCGUCAGAAUAUCACAUAAUUGCAAAUGAAACCUAAAUUUCUAGAAAUGCUGAUGCAAAUUAGUCUGAAAGAACCGAUUCAUGCUCAUCGCAAAUCGUUUUUUGGUAGUGCAUAGUGUGUAAUAUGUACACUAUACGUUUUUAAGUAAUUGAAGAUUUCCAAGCACCCAUGGCGUUAAAAUAUACAAACUUUAAUACAUUUUACUAGAUAAAUAUUAAUUAAUAUUAAGGGAUUUAGUAGUUUGCUGUUAAUUAUGUUAAAUGGAUGGUGAGAUACGACUAGUUCGAACACUCAUGGUGACUGUCAGAAAAUGUUAUGCUAUGUACUACUAAUGAGCCAUUACAGUAUUUGUAUGAUUUGAUGUGGAUGGCAGAAAUCUAUUGAGUACCAAAAUAGUAUUACUAAUAACACAACUUGUAACUCGUAUACAGUGCACGGUAGAAACAUGUACCCAAAUUUCCUAAUGUUAUACGAAUGUACCUACCCCCAGCUUUAUUUAAAUCAAAUAAAGAUUGGCUCCAGAGCUCAACAUUGUGUAAUCCAUACUUCGUGCACAUAUGCGACGUAUCAGCAACUACUAAUUCAUGCAAAUUAUAGUUUUUGCCAAUUGACUAUGAAAUAACUCGUUAUGUUUUAUACUUUUAUUGUCGGUAGGUCAAUUUGACUUCCAACAACAAUUUUGAAUUUAUAAAUAUUUCAUACAUUUGUAUUUAUAAAAUGAUUAUAAUGUUCACGGUUUUCUGCCACGCACUGUAUCCAGGUGACAGUCAGUGUAUUUAUAAAUGUACACAUGUGCAGUCAUUGACUUUGAACCCCAGUUGUCUGGUGAUCCAGUGAUCAGGGAGUUCGGAUGCUGAAUUUUAUUUACACUCUGUUGAUAAUAAACAACUAUUCAAAGCUA